This is a messenger RNA of Benincasa hispida (wax gourd), 1888 nucleotides long. The record is from RefSeq and is a predicted model, not a curated record. Lineage: Eukaryota; Viridiplantae; Streptophyta; Magnoliopsida; Cucurbitales; Cucurbitaceae.
UAUAACUUUCUGCUCCAUUUUUUCUCUUGCUUUUCCCUAUGUUGAUAUGGCGAGUUUGUACUUUCGCCAUGAUCUUUCGCUUCUUGGAUAUUCUUUGUAGUCUUUUAUUUGUUAUUAAUCCAAAGAAAUGUUCUUCCAGACUUGUUUUCAAGUGGGAUGAACUUGGAAAAGAGAUCCUUGGAAUUGCAUUUCCAGCUGCUCUAGCUGUUGCCGCUGAUCCCAUUGCUUCUCUUAUCGACACCAUUUUCGUCGGCCAUAUUGGAGCGGUUGAACUGGCGGCUGUUGGAGUGUCUGUUGCAAUAUUCAAUCAAGCUUCAAGGAUUACGAUAUUCCCACUGGUGAGCAUAACAACAUCAUUUGUUGCUGAGGAAGACGCUAUUGGAAAAACAGCCAUAAAACCAGUCAAAUGUGAUAUAGAGAAGCAUUUGACAGAGAAUGGCCAAAAGAGAGAGCUUACAUCAAUCAAGAAGGAAAACAUGUUGGAAAAUAGUAGUUCUGCUUCACUAACAAGUAACGAACCAAGAAACUCGGCACCCCAAAAUGGCACCAUUCAAGACUUGGAAAAUAAUGCAUCGGAAGCAAAGUGUGAGGAGCUAGAAAAGAAAUCCCCAAAACAAGAUGGAAUGAAAGAAUCAAUACCAGAAAAUGCAACACUUGAGAAUGUUGAAAAAGAUUUGAGCACAAAUAAGGGUCAGCCUCCUGCUGCCUGCACCCCUACAGUCAAGCCUAAUAAGAAUGAGAAGAAGCACAUUGCUUCAGCAUCCACAGCACUGAUUUUUGGGACAGUUUUGGGCCUCUUGCAAGCUGUAUUUCUUGCAUUUGGAGCUAAAUACCUAUUAAAUGUAAUGGGAGUGAAGCAAGGCUCUCCAAUGCUAGCUCCUGCAAUGAAAUACUUGGUGUUAAGAUCACUUGGUGCUCCUGCUGUUCUCCUCUCUCUGGCCAUGCAGGGAAUCUUCAGAGGGUUUAAGGACACAAGAACUCCUCUCUAUGUCAUUGUUUUGGGGUACACAACAAAUAUCAUCUUGGAUCCAAUAUUGAUAUUUGUAUGCCAUUUGGGAGUGAAGGGUGCAGCCAUUGCACAUGUUCUCUCUCAGUACCUAAUUGUGUUGGUCCUUGCUUGGAGAUUGAUGCAAAAAGUUAAUCUCUUACCCCCUAGCCUUAGAGAUUUGCAGUUUGGUCGGUUUCUAAAAAAUGGUAGUCUGCUGCUGGCAAGAGUUAUAGCUGUGACCUUUUGUGUGACACUUGCUGCAUCCAUGGCUGCUCGUCUAGGUCCGACACCAAUGGCUGCCUUCCAAACUUGCUUGCAAGUCUGGAUGACAUCAUCCCUCCUCGCUGAUGGCCUCGCUGUUGCCGGACAGGCGAUCCUAGCCUGUGCAUUUGCGGAGAAAGAUUACGAGAAGACAACGGCUACAGCCACAAGGGUGCUACAGAUGAGUUUCGUUCUGGGCGUUGGACUUGCCGUGAUUGUUGCAGCGAUUAUGUUCUUCGGAGCUGGAAUCUUCUCCGGAGAUUUAAAUGUGCAGACCCUCAUCCACCUCGGAGUGCCGUUUGUGGCAGCCACACAACCAAUGAACUCUUUAGCAUUUGUUUUUGAUGGAGUCAACUUUGGAGCCUCUGAUUUUGCUUAUUCUGCCUAUUCUUUGACUUUGGUCUCCAUUGCUACCAUCAUCUCUCUAUUCCUUCUAUCCAAAAGCUAUGGCUUCCUUGGAAUUUGGACAGCUUUGGCCAUCUACAUGGCCCUUCGCACUCUUGUGGGUUUCUUGAGGAUGGGAAGUGGAACAGGACCUUGGCGUUACCUAAGAGAACCAUUGUUGCCCUAAUUAUAUUGUUGCAUCACAAGAGAAAGUUCAAUUAGUAAAGUCUUAUAAGAACAAUAUUAAUCUUAUGG